Molecule: messenger RNA, 1555 nt
Organism: Pristis pectinata (smalltooth sawfish)
Lineage: Eukaryota; Metazoa; Chordata; Chondrichthyes; Rhinopristiformes; Pristidae
Gene: metrnla
Product: meteorin like, glial cell differentiation regulator a
Exons: 4
Coding region: 231-1091 (286 amino acids)
Biological process (GO): energy homeostasis; positive regulation of brown fat cell differentiation
Molecular function (GO): hormone activity
Source: RefSeq, a predicted model, not a curated record
CGGUAGCCUGACUACACAGAAAGUGUUACACUGAGGAAAUGUGAUGCUCUGUCAUGCCUCGGGUCUGAGAGGAGAACGCUGCGGACUGCAACAACACGCACAGCAAACACUCCUCAACCCAAACAAUAAUGUAGAGAGAGGGAGCACCCAGUCCUCGAGAUUUCUGGGAUUUUAUUUCAUACCUUUUUCUCUCCUGGCAAUCGGAGCAGAGGAGAACAGAAGAAAAAAAAAUGUUAAAUACGGUGUUGGACUCGCUGAUCGCGGUGCUCCUGGUUUGCAAAGCGGCUACCUCGCAGUACUCCAGCAACCAAUGUAGCUGGAAGGGAAGUGGUUUAACGCACAAUGCUCACUCCAGAGAUGUAGAACAAGUGUACCUGCGCUGUUCUGAAGGUUCAUUGGAAUGGUUGUAUCCUACUGGAGCCCUGAGGGUUAACUUAAGAACCAAUAUAGCAACAUCUUACAAAGAUUUGACUGUCUGCAUUAAACCGUUCAAAGAUUCCAAGGGAGCUAAUAUUUAUUUAGAAAAGGUUGGUGAUCUGAAACUUCUUAUGACUGAAGAGGACCACGUCCCAAGCAAAGUGUACUGUUUUGGCAUGGAUCAGGGGGCACUCUUUAUCCAAGCCACCCCUCAGAUGGACAUAAGCAGAAAAAUCACUGGUUUUCAGUAUGAAUUAUUUAAAGACAGGACUGUUGCAGAUUUACGCAAUGCACCAGCUUCUUGUCGCCCAUGCAAUGACAAGGAAGUCCUCCUCGCUGCCUGCACCAGUGAUUUGGUGAUCAGAGGAACCAUUCGUUCUGUGUCACAUGAUCAACAGCAGGAAGAAUCAAGGAUAGAUAUAUUUGCAGACAAGAUUUAUAGACAAAAGAACAAAACAUUCCAGCCAAUUGGGAAGAGUGGGAAAUGGCUGGGAUAUAUAAAGACACUGCUGCAUUGUGGAGUCAAGGAAGGAGAAGGGGACUUCCUAUUCACAGGCAGCAUGCACUUUGGUGAGGCCCAACUAGGCUGUGCUCCCCGAUAUAAGGACUUCAGAAGGAUCUACAAAGAAGCAAGAGACAAAGGGGAAAACCCUUGUGAACUGACUACAGAUUGACACUACCCUUCCAUAACUGGAUGAGAGUUAUCCAGAUCAAAAGGAACACUAUCUUAUAGUGUGCUGCAUUUGACACGUGGUACUGAUGAAACCAAGCAUUCUGCCACUUUAAUAGAGCUCUGUGUUGCUAGGCAACAUUACAGAUUUCAACUAAACUAAAAUGAACAAGACUUAAAGAUCAUUGUUACUCAAGACUGCCAUCAAAAUAUCAAUACUAAUGAAUUUCAAAGUCUUAAAGAUUAUGAAUGUAGCAUAAACUUGUAUAUGAUGUACAGAUGUUCAAAGUGAUGCCUGGAAGCUGUUGUUUUGUAAUGAAGCUGAUGUACAGUGCAAGGGAUUUCCUAAGACAGAAAAUUAUGAAGACAAAAUGUUUCUGGGAGAAUGUAGAGUCUGAGAUAUUGUGAGCCCUUUUAAUUGUUAAUAAAAUCAUUCCAGAGAAGUAACUAUCUCUGGCUCAACACAGA